GUUGUGUUAUAGUUAGAACCGGAGAAACAAGUAGGAUAUGGAGGCCUGUAUUGAGCACCGGGGUAAAGCGGGGCCUGGUGGUAGGCUGGACAUGAGCCAUGGAUUCGUUCAUCACAUUCGUCGGAAUCAGAUAGCCAGGGAUGACUAUGAUCGAGAAGUGAAAGAAGCAAAAGAGAAACAGAAGAAAAGAUACACAGUAGGAGCACCUCGUCCUAAGAAGCCUGACUUGCAGGUUUAUCAUCCAAGAUGGAAAGGAAAGUCACAGGAGGCUGCUGAUCUAGGGUAUGAUGGCUCUAACAAUAGUGGCUCUAGCACAGAACCAGACCAGUAUGGCACUGAGCUAUUUUGUCUGGAGUUUGAAGCAGAUGGAGGAGAAAUAACAUCUAUUAUUGUUUAUGAGGAUGAUGACGCAGAGCAGCUGGCCAAAAAAAUAUCGGUUCAGAACAAUCUGGAAGUUAACAUGAGAGAGGCCCUGAAAAAGCGAAUCCAGGAGGAGAUAACUAAACGAAAGGCGCCUCGCUGACGUUAAUAUUUAGAUCAAGCAAGCUCGCUCUGAGUGAAUUCUCAGUGGAUUGGACGUAGCAGCAUUCCGUGCUACCCUGGGUAUGCCGGCGUUGAUAGAAAGAGGAGGAAGAUUGUGUUAAACAAGCACAUGAAGGCUUGGAAGGAGACUUGCUGAAUUUGCGCAUCCUGACAACUUUACAUGUGGAUAGGCAGGAGACCAGAUCUGUACAGUUUCCUUAGUUAGCGUUUUGUUGGCUCAGACAGGAUUUCUUUCUAUCCUUCCGUUAGUGGAAUCAAAGACUAAAUAAAAGGGAGGUUUCAGAGAUGACCUGUAAAAGGUCUUUACUAUGACACUUUAAGUAGUAAUGUCACUGAAAUAUUUGUGAUGACACAGUAUUUAGAAGUUAACCAGUAUCCUCUCAGAAGAAAUAGCCUACUCAUAAGUAUGUUGGGUUUGGGAAUAUGGCGGUUUGGUAUCUUGCUGUUCUCUAAACCACCACACACGGCACAUUAAAGUCAAUAUUUAUUUAUUUAUCAUAAAUCAAUGCAUUGUCUCCAGACAACAUCAAUGUUUUUAAAACAUUUCAAAAUUAAUUCUGUUAGAAAAAUAUGAAUUGUUUUGCAGUUCCAGGUCAUGCUAAUUGAAAUUUAUCUUGGCUGUAACUAAUUAGGGACAGAUAUAAACAAGCUGCGACAUGUAUCAACCAAUCACUGUGCAGCAUAUAGCAGGGUCAGGGUUGCGAAUUCCAUGGAAUACACUUCAGGUUCUACUAUAUUAUGAGGUAAAUUACAGGAAAAGCAGGCUCAAUAAAUAAUGCACGUGCAUUACCAGUAUUUAUUUUAUUUUUUUAAAUUAUCCUUAGUUAAACACUUGUUUUGAAUUAAAUGUUUAGUUUAAAGGGACAUUAAACCCAACUUUUUUAUUUCAUGAUUUAGAUAAAGAAUACAAUUUUAAACAACUUUUCAAUAUACUGCUAUUACUUCAUUUGCUUCAUUCUUCAGAUAUCCUUUGUUAAAGAAAUAGCAAUGCACAGGGUGAGCCAAUCACACAAGGCAUCUGUGCAGCCACCAAUCAGCAGCUACUGAGCCUAUCUAGAUAUGCUUUUCAACAAAGAAUAUUAAGAGACUGAAGCAAAUUAGAUAAUAUAAUUAAAUUGGAAAGUUGUUUAAAAUUGCCUGCUCUUUCUAAAUCUUGUCCCUUUAAGAUUACAUAUGUUAUCUUACAAUAAAACUGUUAAAAAAAAAAAAAAAAACGUUUUAGAAAGGGACGUUAAAAUGAGUGGACUGUAACAUAAAAGUAUGCUUAGGGGCAGUUUGAACGCUUGUAAAUCUAAAAACUGGUUGAUAAUCUGAACAAUUACUUUUAUUUUUAACAGUAUUAACUAUUUCAGUUGUGUAUUUAUGUUAAAGUGCUGGAAGAUAAACACCUUUGUUUAGUACGGACACCUUUGUUUUUAAUAAAAUAUUUACGAAGUGGUUGAACUUCA
Molecule: messenger RNA, 1991 nt
Organism: Bombina bombina (fire-bellied toad)
Lineage: Eukaryota; Metazoa; Chordata; Amphibia; Anura; Bombinatoridae
Product: UPF0561 protein C2orf68 homolog
Exons: 4
Coding region: 38-523 (161 amino acids)
Source: RefSeq, a predicted model, not a curated record